AUGUUGAAGGUUCUGCAAAGGUAAACUAUCAUUUAUAGAGUCAUGUCUAGUUUCAGAGCAACGAACCUUCAAUGGUCCCUUCGGCCAAUGUCUAUGACGUCUCGUCUUAUGGGCGAAGAUGUCUCAGUUCCUGACCCGGAUAAGAAUGGAGAAGCUCCGAAAACGUUCAACGUUCUCUUUGAAUUUUUGGACAAGAAGGAAACAUUUGGAUCUGAAGAAUUGCGACCAAAAGAAAGACCUGGCCGAUCUUGGUCAUUAGAUGAGCUGAGAUUAAAGAGUAAUCAAGAUUUGCACAAAUUAUGGUAUGCAACAAAAGUAAUUUACAAUUACUUUUGCUUAGUUUAGGUAUGUUCUCUUAAAAGAGCGGAAUGUAUUGCUGACAAUGAGAGCAGCACAUGAAAAGAGAGGACUUUAUUAUCAGAAUCCAGAAAGAUUGGAUAGAAUUAAAGAGGUAAGUUAAAGAUUAUUUGUAAUUUUGUUCUUUCUUUUAGAGCAUGGAAAAUCUCGAAGAAAUUGUACACGAACGAAAUGAUGCUGUAUUGAGGCUGGAGACAGGAGAUUCCGCCUCUCCAAGGCUUCGAAGAGUAACCUCGCCAGUUGGUUUCACCUAUGAGUAAGCGAUAUUUUUUUCGACCGAUUUGAAUUGGUUGUAACUUUUCAUUUUUUCUGUUAAGUGACAAUGACAAGAUUCUUUUUUUACUUGAAUCCUCAGAGGGGGUUUGCUAUGGGUAUCUUCGACCGUUUCGAGAUACGACCGAUUUUCGAGAUUUUUUUUGUAUUCGUUAUGAAAAUGACGGAAUUUCGGGGUUUUUAUAACAUAUUUGGUAUCAAAAAAAAAAUGGCAGAUCCUGAGGAUUCAUGUAAAAAAGGAAUCUUGUUUGUUUGGCCGAAAAAUUAAAACGUUACGGCGAAUAAAAAAAUCACCGCAGCCUGUACAUUAAUUUCUAGGAAGCCUGUGGAAGAACAUCUAGAGCCAUUUGAAGUUUCGAAUUCGAAGGAAUAUGAGAUUCCUGACUUAUCUCACGAACAAAGAUUAACACAGAAACUUUGGCAUGAGAAACAGGAGAUGAAGAGGCGGAUAAAGGAGUAUGAUGAGUACUGGAAACAAGAGUGGGACGAUGACAAAGAGAAAUUUAGACGAGGACUCCGUGUUCAUUACAAACAUGUUGAUCAUUUACCUGAGAAUGUGGCCAGAAAGAGGGCGGAAGAGAGAGAACAGACAAUUGAGAGAUACUUUUAG
Messenger RNA from Bursaphelenchus xylophilus (pine wood nematode), 1240 nucleotides. Lineage: Eukaryota; Metazoa; Nematoda; Chromadorea; Rhabditida; Aphelenchoididae. The record is from the annotation of a GenBank genome assembly.